Molecule: messenger RNA, 597 nt
Organism: Acanthosepion pharaonis
Lineage: Eukaryota; Metazoa; Mollusca; Cephalopoda; Sepiida; Sepiidae
Source: the annotation of a GenBank genome assembly
AUGGAUCUUCUCGAUGAAGGUGUGCGUAGGGCUGAAAAUAAACUGAAAGAGAAAGGACGAGAUAAGGUUCUUACUGCUGAAGAAAUGGAUCAGGCCAUGAAGGCUGUGGCUUACAGCUGUAUUAAAUAUGCAGAUCUGUCAAAAAACCGUUGCCAUGAUUACAUCUUCUCUUUUGACCGGAUGUUAGACGACCGUGGUAACACAGCUGCUUACCUUCUUUAUGCCUACACCAGAAUCAGGUCCAUUGCUCGUCUUGCAAAUGUCUCUGAGGAGAAGCUGAAAGCCGCUGCACACACCAUGAAAAUUGUCCUGGACCAUGAGAAGGAGUGGAAACUGGCUAAAUGCAUCAUACGUUUCCCGGAUGUGAUUGAAAAAAUUCUAGAUGAUCUUCUCUUACAUUCCCUCUGUGAUUACAUUUAUGAACUGGCCACUGUCUUCACAGAAUUCUAUGACCAAUGCUACUGUGUGGAAAAAGAUCGUCAGACUGGUGAAAUUAUCAACAUCAACAUGAGCCGUUUGUUGCUGUGUGAAGCAACAGCUAGUGUCAUUCGAACUGGGUUUCACAUCUUGGGAAUCCAACCAGUGCAGAAGAUGUAA